AGCAAAGCUUCUAAAUCUCAUUUCUUUCUUUGUUUCUCUCUCAUACCACAACCUUUCUCUCCUUCUCCGAUUCCGUUACUCACUCAAAUCUCUCCACCGGCUCUUUUGGGUUUCUCCGUCACUAACUGAUCGGAGAAGAGCAUUCCGGUUGGUGAGCGUAGGUCAUUGGGUUAUCAUUACCACCUGCGCUGCGCUUCACUCAUUCGUCGAUUAUGGAAAUUGACGAUCCCAAAUCCAACUCCUCUGAUCAGAUAACCCCUAAAUUCUCUAUCAAUGUGUUGCAGCUAUUGAAAUCUGCUCAGAUGCAGCAUGGAUUGAGGCAUGGAGACUACACACGCUAUCGGAGGUAUUGUACGGCUCGGCUGAGGAGGCUGUAUAAAUCGUUGAAGUUCACUCAUGGCCGUGGGAAAUACAACCGGCGACUGUUAACUGAAUCCACUGUAACUGAAGUGAGAUUUCUUCAUCUAGUUCUUUAUACGGCGGAGAGAGCUUGGAGCCAUGCCAUGGAAAAGAGACAGCUGCCAGAUGGUCCAAAUGCACGCCAGAGAAUCUAUUUGAUUGGUAGGCUUAGGAAGGCAGUUAAGUGGGCUACACUUUUUGCACAGUUGUGUGCAACUAAAGGAGACUCGAGAACUUCUUUAGAAGCUGAGGCGUAUGCCUCCUUUAUGAAAGGGAAUUUGUUAUUUGAACAAGACCAAAAUUGGGAGAUAGCCUUGAAAAACUUCAAAAGUGCCAGGGCUGUGUACGAGGAACUUGGGAAGUAUGGAGACCUAGAAAACCAAGUUUUGUGUCGUGAACGUGUUGAGGAACUAGAACCUAGCAUCCGAUACUGCCUACAUAAGAUUGGCGAGUCAAAUCUGCAAGCCUCUGAACUUCUAAACAUUGGUGAGAUGGAAGGUCCAGCACUUGACCUCUUUAAGGCUAAACUGGAGGCUGUUAUGGCGGAAACGAGAUCUCAACAAGCUGCAUCAUUGACUGAGUUCCAUUGGCUUGGUCACAGGUUUCCAAUAUCUAAUGCUAAAACAAGGGUUGCCAUUUUAAAAGCUCAGGAUUUGGAGAAGGAUUUACAUGGUCCAACAGCUGAUUCACUUCCCGGGGAGAAAAAACUUGCCAUUUUUGACAAAGUUUUUACUGCUUAUCAUGAAGCUAGGAGCUUUAUCCGUAGUGAUUUGGUCAGUGCAGGUAGUUCUGAAUCUGCGAAAGAUGACCUAAAUGGUCUUGAUAAAGCUGUUGGUGCUGUAUUAGGACAAAGAACCAUUGAACGCAACCAAUUGUUGGUUAGCAUUGCAAAGAGUAAGCUUACCAGGCAACGUGAUGACAAAAAUGAGAAAGCCACCAAACCUGAAGAGCUUGUUCGUUUGUAUGACCUCUUACUGCAGAAUACUUCUGAUCUGUCUGAUUUAGUCAGUUCUGGAAGAGACAGAAAGCCCGAAGAAAUUGCUUUUGCUGAAGACUGUGAAUUGAAAAGUUUGGCCUUCCGAGCCCAGAGGUGUUUCUUUUUGGGGAAAUCAUACAGUAUGGCUGGUAUGAGGGCAGAAGCUUACACAUUGUACUGUCGUGCUCGUUCUCUUGCUGAGGACGCGUUAAAGAAAUACCAGGCUACUGGUGAUGGUGGUCAGAUAAUGAUCAAAGAGUUGAAGACGUUGUGUGAGGAGUGCAGAUCCAACAUAUGUAUAGAACACGCAACAGGUAUCAUGGAAGAACUGAAGGCUCCUGAAAAUCUAUCGAAAAAGAUAUCUAAUAUUUCAUUAACUGGAGAUGACAAGAAGUUGGAGAAAUACCUUCUUGAGAAACUUGAGAGCUAUGAAUCUGCGGUUGGCGAUCCAACGGUGAAAAGUGUUCCACGCAUUGAAGCUUUCCCUCCAGCCUUUCAGGCAAUUCCACGGAAUCCCAUUGUCCUGGACCUCGCCUACAACUUUAUUGAUUUUCCAUCUCUUGAUAAUAGGAUGAAGAAAGACAAAAAGGGUUUCAUUAGCAGGCUUUGGCGAUGAGUGUACUUGGCGAUUUGCUACCAACAAACUCUCUUCAAAUUUGAGGAUUUUUUUUUUAACCCUGAUCAGUUCUUUGGCAUUUGUUAAUUUUCUAUUGUGUUUAAGCAAAUUUUGGUUGAGAAAUUUUGGACUUACCAAGAUUUUGAUAGAAGCAAUUUAGCAUAUAAUACAAUGAGCUAAUGCCCCCUUUGUCCAUGGAAAUAGAAAGAAAAAUAGGUGUUGCUAGUACUUAAUAAUGGUUUUCUUGCUGUUGGAUGAAAUGUAAUGUAACAUUCAAUUUUACAUUUUAA
Molecule: messenger RNA, 2281 nt
Organism: Cannabis sativa
Lineage: Eukaryota; Viridiplantae; Streptophyta; Magnoliopsida; Rosales; Cannabaceae
Exons: 13
Coding region: 213-1991 (592 amino acids)
Biological process (GO): SRP-dependent cotranslational protein targeting to membrane
Cellular component (GO): signal recognition particle, endoplasmic reticulum targeting
Molecular function (GO): endoplasmic reticulum signal sequence receptor activity; 7S RNA binding; signal recognition particle binding
Source: RefSeq, a predicted model, not a curated record